GGGGUAAAGCUUGUCACCCCCCAGGAUCUGGUCAUCAGGGAAAAGGGCAGGGAGACCAGAGGAGGGCCAGCUGGGGCCAGGGGGGGUGGAGGCUCAGGAAGCAGCAUCUGAGAAGGGCAGGGACCAGGCGCAGGAGGCCAGGGGCCCAGAGAACAGACUCCCCUCAGAAGUGCAGAAGAGGAGAGCGGAAGGAACCGAGGGAGGGACAGACAGGAGUCUGAGAAGGAAAGAGGAGGGGGAGAGGGGUCAGGCCUGGCAGCCAAGGAGGAGGCGUGUGGCUGGGCCUGUGUGGCUGGGGGCUGCCGGCCUUGGCUUCCUGCGGGGGCACAGGGCCGGCCCAGCGUGCUGUCCCGUGGAGCCUGGGAGCAGCGGCAUCCCCCAGGGCCAGGCAGAGGCACUAAUUGUCAGGUCGGGAUGUGCCUCUGAGAGCUGAAAGGAGCCCCCCACCAUGGCCCCCAGCACCCUCUGGAGCUGCUACCUCUGCUGCCUGCUGACUGCAGCCACCAAAGCUGCCAGCUACCCUCCUCGAGGUUACAGCCUCUACACAGGGGGCAACGGGGCCCUCAGCCCUGGGAGGCCCCAGGCCCAGAACGCUCCCCGGCCCGCCAGCCGCCACAGGAACUGGUGUGCUUAUGUGGUGACCCGGACUGUGAGCUGUGUCCUUGAAGAUGGAGUAGAAAGUUUCAUCAAGUCAGACUACCAACCCUGCAGCUGGGGCCAGCCCCAAUGUCCCGGAAGCAUCACGUAUAGGAACUUCUUCCGUCCUCGCUACCGUGUGGCCUACAAGACAGUGACAGAUAUGGAAUGGCGGUGCUGUCAAGGGUAUAGGGGUGAUGACUGUGGAGAAGGUCUUGCCUCAGCACUGGGGCCUGCACUCUCUACCCCACACCCCAGGCCCCGUCCUGCCCGCCCCAAUCUCUCUGGCUCCAGUGCGGGCAGCCAUCUCAGUGGACUAGGGGGAGAAGGUCCUGGGGAGUCGGAGAAAGUGCAGCAGCUGGAGCAGCAGGUGCAGAGCCUGACCAAGGAGAUGCAAGGCCUUCAGGGUGUCCUGCAGGGGCUGAGUGGGCGCCUGGCAGAAGACGUGCAGCGGGCCGUGGAGACAGCCUUCAAUGGGAGGCAGCAGCCAGCAGAUGCAGCUGCCCGUCCUGGCGUGCACGAAACCCUCAAUGAGAUCCAGCACCAACUGCAACUGCUUGACAACCGUGUCUCCACCCAUGACCAAGAGCUGGGCCACCUCAACAACCAUCACAAUGGUGGUAGUGGUGGAGAAGGCAGAGUCCCAGUUCCAGCCCCAGCUGGCCCCAGUGAGGAGCUACUCAGGCAGCUGGAGCGGCGGCUGCAGGAAUCCUGCUCUGUGUGCCUGGCCGGGCUAGAUGGCUUCCGCCAGCAGCAGCAGGAAGACAGGGAGCGGCUGCGGGCACUGGAGAAAUCACUGGCUGCUGUGGAGGAGCGGCAGCGGCAGCUCCUGGGACCUGCCAUGGGUCGCAGGCCCCUGCAGGAAUGCUGCCCUCCAGAGCUGGGCCGACGACUGGCAGAGCUGGAGCGAAGGCUGGAUGUAGUGGCUGGCUCGGUGACAGUGUUGAGCGGGCGACGCGGAACAGAGCUGGGAGGAGCUGCUGGGCAAGGGGGUCACCCCCCAGGCUAUACCAGCCUAGCCUCCCGCCUCUCUCGCCUGGAGGAUCGCUUCAACUCUACCCUGGGUCCCUCAGAGGACCAGGAAGAGGGCUGGCCCAAGGAACCCGGGGGCCUAGUCCAUUGGCUGCCUGCUACCCGGGGCCGAUUAGAGAAGCUGGAGGGGCUAUUGGCUAAUGUGAGUGGGGGGCUGGGUGGACGCUUGGAUCUCCUGGAAGAACAGGUGGCAGGGGCUGUGCAGGCAUGUGGGCAGCUCUGUUCUGCAGUCCCUGGGGAGCAGGACUCUGCAGCCAGUGAGAUCCUCAGGGCCUUGGAGCGUCGAGUGCUGGACAGUGAGGGCCAACUGCGGCUGGUGGGCUCGGGCCUGCAUAAGGUAGGGGCGGCAGGAGAGGCCCAGCAAGUUCUGCUGGAGAAACUGCAAGGGGUCAUGAGCCAGCUCCAGGAGCGCAUGGAUGCACAGGAGGAGGCAGCCUCAGAACUCGCACUGCGGCUGAAUCUCACAGCUACACAGCUGGGCCAACUGGAGGAUCUGUUGCAGGCCCGUGGAGAUGAGGGCUGUGGGGCCUGCAGUGGUGUCCAAGAGGAGCUGGGCCGCCUUCGGGAUGGUGUGGAGCGCUGCUCCUGUCCCCUGUUACCUCCACGGGGCCCUGGGGCUGGUCCAGGUGUUGGAGGACCAAGCCGUGGGCCCCUGGAUGGCUUCAGCGUGUUUGGGGGCAGUUCAGGCUCAGCCCUUCAGGCCCUGCAAGGAGAGCUGUCUGAGGUCAUUCUCACCUUCAGUUCCCUCAAUGACUCACUGCAUGAGCUGCAGACCACCGUGGAGGGCCAGGGUGCGGAUCUGGCAGACCUCGGGGCCACCAAGGACAGCAUCAUUUCUGAGAUCAACAGGUUGCAACAGGAGGCAACAGAGCACAUUACAGAAAGUGAGGAGCGCUUCCGAGGCCUGGAGGAGGGGCAGGCACAGGCUGGCCAGUGCCCCAGCCUGGAGGGGCGAUUGGGUCGCCUUGAGGGAGUCUGUGAGCGGCUGGACACUGUGGCUGCGGGAUUGCAAGGACUGCGUGAAGGCCUUUCCAGACACGUAGCUGGGCUCUGGGCUGGGCUACGGGAAACCAACAGCUCCACCCUGACCCAGGCUGCCCUGCUAGAGAAGCUGCUGGGGGGACAAGCAGGCCUGGGCAGACGGCUCAGUGCCCUCAACAGCUCCUUGCUGCUCCUGGAAGACCGCCUGCAGCAGCUCAGCCUGAAGGAUCUCACUGGGCCUUCGGGUGAGGCUGGGCCCCCAGGACCUCCUGGAGUCCAGGGCCCCCCAGGCCCUGCUGGGCCUCCUGGCCUUCCAGGCAAGGAUGGACUAAAGGGACCCAUUGGACCACCAGGUCCCCAAGGUGAACAGGGAGAGGAGGGGGCACCAGCAAUCUCUGUGCCCCGGGUGGCAUUUUCAGCUGCCUUGAGUUUGCCCCGAUCAGAACCAGGCACAGUCCCCUUCGACAGAAUCCUGCUCAAUGAUGGAGGCUACUAUGACCCAGAGACAGGUGUGUUCACCGCGCCACUAGCGGGCCGCUACUUGCUGAGCGCGGUGCUCACGGGACACAGGCACGAGAAAGUGGAGGCGGUGCUGUCCCGCUCUAACCUGGGCGUGGCCCGCAUCGACUCGGGGGGUUACGAACCCGAGGGUCUGGAGAACAAGCCGGUGGCCGAGAGCCAGCCCAGCCCCGGCGCUCUGGGCGUCUUCAGCCUCAUCCUGCCGCUGCAGCCCGGGGACACCGUCUGUAUCGACCUGGUUAUGGGGCAGCUCGCGCACUCGGAGGAGCCGCUCACCAUCUUCAGCGGAGCUCUGCUCUACGGGGACCUGGAGCUCGAGCGGGCGUAGACCAGCCGCAUCGUCUCCACCGCCACACCGCCACACAGGAGCCUUUCCGGGCAUCCAGCCCUCGGGGAGCCGCUGCACCAGCCCCGCCGCGCUGCAGACGCCCAGAGCGGCCUCCUCACGCGCCGGGGCACGCGGGCGCGGGGUCCCGGGCGCCCCCAGUCCAGCCCCAGCCAUCGGCCUGAGCACGGCCCCUCCGGACGCCCCAGGACCCUCGCUCCAGGAGCCGGAGCUGAUCCUGGAUCCUUGAUCCUCGAUCCUCGCACCCCUUGCUCCUCCCUCCACCGGCCUCCAGGCCACUUCCCUGGCUCUAUCCAGGGCGUGCCCGGCCGGGCCCGCAACGCCACCGUCAUUCUAAACUAUUCAGGAAUA
Messenger RNA from Dipodomys ordii (Ord's kangaroo rat), 3865 nucleotides. RefSeq names its product elastin microfibril interfacer 1 (gene Emilin1). NCBI's taxonomy places the organism in Eukaryota, Metazoa, Chordata, Mammalia, Rodentia, Heteromyidae. The transcript has 8 exons. The record is from RefSeq and is a predicted model, not a curated record. Gene Ontology annotation, molecular function: protein binding; extracellular matrix constituent conferring elasticity. The coding region runs from base 449 to 3496 and encodes 1015 amino acids.